Messenger RNA from Alligator mississippiensis (American alligator), 9348 nucleotides. It is a transcript of the gene TCHH, whose product is annotated as trichohyalin. Gene Ontology annotation, molecular function: calcium ion binding; transition metal ion binding. Gene Ontology annotation, biological process: regulation of phosphatidylinositol 3-kinase/protein kinase B signal transduction; positive regulation of cell cycle G1/S phase transition; cellular response to cytokine stimulus. The coding region runs from base 40 to 8526 and encodes 2828 amino acids. The transcript is spliced from 3 exons. Lineage: Eukaryota; Metazoa; Chordata; Crocodylia; Alligatoridae. The record is from RefSeq and is a predicted model, not a curated record. Gene Ontology annotation, cellular component: cytoplasm.
UUCCCACUGGUGAGUCGGCUAGCUUGAAUCUGCAGGACAAUGCCUCACCUUCUGGACAGCAUCGGCACCAUCAUCAACGUCUUUUACCAAUAUGCGACGGAGGACAGGGAGGGCUCCAGCCUGUCCCGGAGGCAGAUGAGACUGUUUAUCCAGAAGGAGUUUGCCGAUGUCCUUGUGAACCCAUAUGACCCACUGAUGAUAGACACGGUGCUGCGGCUCCUUGAUCAGGAUGGUGACGGAUCAAUAGACUUCCCCGAGUUCCUGAUUCUGUCAUUUAGAGUGGCUCAGGCCUGUUACAGCUACUUGGCACCAAAACCAGGGCUCCAGGAAAGGCAGGAGCAGGGAAGAAGAAGUAAAGAGUUGAAUGAGCUUGAAGCAAAAGCAGAUAGAGGGAGGAGCCAUCAGUUACGUGAGCCUGAACCAAGAGUUGGCAGAAGAAGACAUCCUGAGGACCCAGAACGAAAGCCUGAACCACGGAGGGAUGAGGGGAGACGACAACAAUCUCUAGAGCCAGAACAACAAGUGUAUGAGGGAAGACGUCAUCAAUCACAUGACCCAGAACAGCGAGAGGAGGUGAGGAGUCGGUCUCAGCCACGUGACAUCACGCAAAGCCAUGAGAGAAGCCAACGUCAAGUACUUGAACACGAGCCUCCGCUUUAUGAGGAAAGCCACCGUCAGCCACAUGAACAAGAAUGCCGAGAGAAGGUGAGGAGCCGCUCGCAGCCACGUGAUACCAACACACAAGCCUAUGAGAGAAACCGACGUCCAGUACUUGAACGUGAAUCCCAGCUUGACAAGGAAAGCCAUCGUCAGCCACGUGAACCAAAGAAGCAAGAGGAGGUGAGGAGCCGCUUUCAGUCACGAGAGCCUGAACCACGAUGGGAUGAGGGAAGACAACGUCAGCCCCUAGAGCCAAAAGAGCGAGAGGAGGUGAGGGGCCGCUCUAAGCCACGUGACACUGAUACACAAACCUAUGAGAGAAGCCGACGCCCUGUGCUUGAACCUGAACCCCAACUUUAUGAGGAAAGACACCACAAGCCACGUGAACCAGAACAGCGAGAGGAAGUGAGGGGCCGCUCUCAGCCACGUGACACUAAUAUACAGAUCUAUGAGAGAAGCCGACAUCCAGUGCUUGAACCUGAACCCCAACUUUAUGAGGAAAGACACCAUCAGCCACGUGAACAAGAACAACGAGAGGAAGCAAGGAGCCGUUCCCAGCCCCAAGAGCCAGAACAACUAGUGUAUGAGGGAAAAGGCCGUCGGCCACAUGAGCCAGAAGAGCGAGAGAAGGUGAAGAGCCGGUCUCAGCCACGUGACAUUGAUGCAGAAAGCUAUGAGAGAGGCCAACGUCCAAUACUUGAACGUGAACCUCAACUUUAUGAAGAAAGCCACCGUCAGCCACGUGAACAAGAACAGCAAGAGGCAGUGAGGAGCCACUCACAGACCCAAGAGCCAGAACAAGUGUAUGCAGGAAGACGUCGUCAGCCACUUGAACCAGAACAGCGAGAGGAGGUGAGGGGCCGCUCUCAGCCACGUGACAAUGACACACAAACCCAUGAGAGAAGCCAACGUCCAGUACUUGAACAUGAACCUCGACUUUAUGAGGAAAGCCGCCGUCAGCCACAUGAACCAGAACAGCGAGAGGAAGCAAGGAGACGUUCCCCGCCCCAAGAGCCAGAACAACCAGUGUAUGAGAGAGGACGUCGUCAGCCACGUGAACCAGAACAGCAAGAGGAGGUGAAGAGCCGCUUUCAGCCAUGUGACACUGACACUCAAAGCUUUGAGAAAAGCCGACAUCCAGCACUUGAACGUGAACCUGAACUUUAUGAGGAAAGCCACCGACAACCACGUGAACCAGAACAGCGAGAGAAGGUGAGGAGCCGCUCUCAGCCCCAAGAGCCUGAACCACGAGGGGAUGAGGGAAGACAUCAUCAGCUACAUGAACUGGAACAGGGAGAGGAGGUGAGGAGCCACUCUCAGCCACGUGGCAAUGACAAACAAACCCAUGAGAGAAGCCAACGUCCAGUACUUGAACAUGAAUCUCAACUUUAUGAGGAAAGCCGCCGUCAGCCACGUGAACCAGAACAACGAGAGAAAGCAAGGAGACGUUCCCCGCCCCAAGAGCCAGAACAGCCAGUGUAUGAGGGAGGACAUCGUCAGCCACGUGAACCAGAACAGCAAGAGGAGGUGAGGAGCCGCUUUCAGCCACGUGACACUGACACUCAAAGCUUUGAGAAAAGCCGACGUCCAGCACUUGAACGUGAACCUGAACUUUAUGAGGAAAGCCGCCGACAACCACGUGAACCAGAACAGCGAGAGAAGGUGAGGAGCCGCUCUCAGCCCCAAGAGCCUGAACCACGAGGGGAUGAGGGUAGACAUCGUCAGCUACAUGAACUGGAACAGCAAGAGGAGGUGAGGGGCCGCUCUCAGCCACGUGGCAAUGACAAACAAACCCAUGAGAGAAGCCAACAUCCAGUACUUGAACGUGAACCUCAACUUUACGAGGAAAGCCACCGUCAGCCACGUGUAACAGAACAGCAAGAGGAAGCAGGGAGCUGUUCUCAGUCCCGAGAGGCAGAACAACAAGUGUAUGAUGGAAGAGACCAUCAGCCUUGUGAACCAGAACAGCAAGAGGAGGUGAGAAGCCGCUCUCAGCCACGAGAACCCAAACCACGAGGGGGUGAGAGAAGACGUCAUUUGCCACAUGACCCAAAACAGCGAGAGGAGGUGAAAAGUCACUCUCAGCCAAGUGACACUGACACGCAAACCUAUGAGAGAAGCCAACAUCCAGGACUUGAAUGUGAACCUCAACUUUAUGAGGAAAGCCACCGUCAGCCACGUGAACCAGAACAACAAGGUGAGGUGAGAAGCCGUUUUCAGCCCCAAGAGUCAGAACAACAAGUGUAUGAGGGAAGACGACAUCAGCCACGUGGACCAGAACAACAAGAAGAGGUGAAGAGUCGCUCUCAGCCACAUAACGCUGACACGCAAAACUCUGAGAGAAAACAACAUCCAGCACUUGAACGUGAACCUCAGCUUCAUGAGGAAAGAAGCCGUCAGCCACGUGAACCAGAACAGCGAGAGGAGGUGAGGAGCCGUUUUCAGCCCCAAGAGCCAGAACAACAAGUGUAUGGGAGACGAGGCCAUCAGCCACGUGACCCAAAACGAGAAGAGGUGAGGAGCUGCACUCAGUGGCAUGAGACUGACACACAAAACUACGAGAGAAGCCAACAUCCAGUGCUUGAACGUGAAUCCCAGCUUUAUGAGAGAAGCCGCCGUCAGCCACGGGAACCAGAGCAGCAAGAGGAGGUGAGGAGCCACUUUCAGCCACAAGAACCUGGACCACGAGGGGAUGAAGGAAGACAACGUCAGGCCCUAGAGCCAGAACAACAAGUGUAUGAGGGAAAACGUCGUCAGCCCCUAGAGCCAGAACAGCAAAAGGACAUAAGGAGCCGCUUUCACCCAUCUGACACUUACACGCAAAGCUAUGUGAGAAGCCAACGUCCAGCACUUGAACGUGAAUCUCAAUUUUAUGAGGAAAGCCCCCGUCGUCAACCACGUGAACCAGAACAGCGAGAGAAGGUGAAGAGCCGCUCUCAACCCCAAGAGCCUGAACCACAAGGGAAUGAGAGAAGACAUGGUCAGCCAUAUGGACCAGAACAGCGAGCAGAGGUGAGGAGCCAGUCUCAGCCACGUGACAGUGACACACAAACCUAUGAGAGAAGCCAACGUCCAGUACUUGAACGUGAACCUCGACUUUACGAGGAAAGCCACCGUCAGCCACGUGAACCAGAACAGCGAGAGAACUUGAGGAGCCGCUCUCAGCCACAUGACACUUACACACAAACCUAUGAGAGAAACCGACGUCCAAUACUUGAACGUGAAUCCCAACUUUUUGAGAGAAGCCACGGUCAGCAUCUCAAAACAGACCAUCGAGAAGAACUGAGGAGCCGCUUUCAGCCACAAGAGCCUGAGCCACGAGGGCAUGAGGGAAGACAACGUCAGUCCCUAGAGCCAGAACAACAAGUGUAUGAGGGAAGACAUCGUCAGCCACGUGAACCAGAACAGCGAGAAGAGGUGAGGAGCCGCUCUCAGCCACGUAACGCUGAAGCACAAAGCCAUGAGAGAAGCCGAUGUCCAGAAUUUGAACAUGAACCUCGACUUUAUGAGGAAAGCCGCCAUCAGCCACGUGAACCAGAACAGCGAGAGGAGGUGAGGAGCCGCUCUCAGCCACGUGACAAUGACACACAAACCUAUGAGAGAAGCCAACGUCCAGUACUUGAACGUGAACCUCGACCUUAUGAGGAAAGCCGCCGUCAGCCACGUGAACCAGAACAGCGAGAGGAGGUGAGGAGCUGCUCUCAACCACGUGACAAUGACACACAAACCUAUGAGAGAAGCCAACGUCCAGUACUUGAACAUGAACCUCGACUUUAUGAGGAAAGCCACCGUCAGCCACGUGAACCAGAACAGCGAGAGGAGGUGAGAAGCCGGUCUCAGCCACGUAACAAUGACAUACAAAUCUAUGAGAGAAGCCAACGUCCAGUACUUGAAUGUGAACCUCGACUUUAUGAGGAAAGCCGCCGUCAGUCACCUGAACCAGAACAGCGAGAGGAAGCAAGGAGCCGUUCCCAGCCGCAAGAGCCAGAACAACCAGUGUAUGAUAGUGGACGCCAUCAGCCACGUGAACCAGAACAGCAAGAGGAGGUGAGGAGCCGCUCUCAGCCACAUGAGCCUGAACAAGUGUCUAGGGAGAGCUACUGUGAGCCACGAGUCCCAGAACAAAGGGAGGUGAAGGACUGUUAUCAGUCAAGAGAGUCUGAACAAGUGUAUGAGGAAAGCCGCCAUCAGGUCUAUGAGCCAGACCAACAAAGAGAGGUGAGGAGCUGUUACCAGCCACAUGUCUCUGAACCACGAGUAGAUCAGGGAAGGCAACAUCAGCUACGAGUGUCAGAAGAACAAUAUGAGGGAAGGCGCCAUCAGCCACAUGAGGCUAAAACACAAGCCUAUGAGCGAAGUCGCCAUCCAUUCCUUGAACGUGAACCAGAAAGGUAUGAGGGAAGUCGUAUUCAACUGCGUGAGCUAGCACAAGAAGGGGUGAGGAACCGCUUUCGGCCACGUGAGCGUGGAGCACAAACAGACAAGAGAAGCCACCAUGAAUUGAGUGAACGUGAGCCUCAAGUGGAUGAGGAAAGAUGCCGUCAACUCUGCAAGCCAGAACACCUAGGGGAUGUGAGAAGACCCUAUCAACCAUACGAACGUGAACAACAAGUGAACGGCAGGAGACUUCGUCAAUCCCGAGAGCCAGAACAAGAGCAUGAGGGAAGCCAUCAUCAGCCCAGUGAAGCAGAAUGGCCAGCGGAGGUGAGGACCCACUAUCUGCCACGUGAGCCUGAAUAUAUGCAUGAAGGAAGACGCCGUCAGGUCCAGGAUGCAGACCGCCAAGGGGAGGUGAGGAGCCACUAUCAACCACGUGCACCUGACACACGAGCAUUUGAGGGAGCUCACCGUCCAUUAUUUGAACAAGAGCCACAACUGUAUGAGAGAAGCCGGAGGCAGCCACCUGAGCCAGACCAGCUGGGGGAGGAAAGGCGCCACUAUGAGCCACGUGUGCCUGAAAGACAAGUCAAUGAGGAGAGCCGACACCAGGCCCACAGAAUUGAACUGCAAGUUUAUGAACAAAGCCGGGAUCUCCUAUGUGAGCCUGAACCACGAGUGGAUGAGCAGAGACAACGUCAUCGCCAAGAGCCAGAACAACAAGUGUACAAGAGAAGCCGCCAUCAGCUCAGUGAAGUGGAACAAGGUGAGGUGAGGAGCCACUCUCAGACACGUGAGCGUGAACAAGUGCCUAAGAGUCACCACCAGCCACGGGACCCAGAACAGAGGGGUGCAAAAGAUCGUUAUCUGUCAAGAGAACCUGAACAAGUGUAUGAAGAAAGUCACCGUCAGGUCUGUGAACCAAACCAGCAAGGGGAGGUGAGGCGCUGCUAUCAGCCACGUGAGACUAAACCACAAGCAUUUAAAGGAAGACACUGUCAGCUGCUUGAAUGUGAACCUCAACUGUACGAGGGAAGACAUGAGGUUAAGCAAGCGGAUGAGGGGAGCCAUCUCCCUCUAGAGCCAGAGCAAAGGGAAACGAGGAGCCUUUAUUGCCUUUAUGAUGGGCAUCAGCAUCAGCCUCAUCAGCUUGAGCAGCGAGUGGAUGAUGGAAGCCGAUAUCAGCACCAUGAGCCAGAACAACUAAGAGAUGUGAGGAGUCGCUAUCAACCCCGUGAGCCAGGACCACAAGGGGAUGCAAGAAGCCGCCGGCCCUUCCAUGAACGUGAACCAGAAUUGCAUGAGGGAAGCCGUCGUCAGCCGCGUGAACAAAGGGAUGUUUGGAGCCACUCUCAGCCCCGCGAGCCUGAUCCACGAGUGGAUGAGAGGAGUCAGCCUCGGCCCCGCCAACCUGAACUGCAAGUAUAUGAAGGAAGCGGCCAUCCGCUACGUGACAGAGAACAAGGAGAGUCACGGGACCGCUCUCUGCCACUUGAUCCUGAAACACAAACCUAUGAGAGAAGCCGUGUUCAGGCACGUGACCCUGAACCACAGAGGGAUGGCCAGACGCGUGAGCCACGUGACUCUGAAUUGCAAUUGGAUGAGAAAAGUCUCUGUCAGCCACGUGCCCCUGUACAACUAGGGAAUGGAAGGAGACGUUAUCAGCCACGUGAGCUAGAACCAGAAGCAAAUGAGGGGAGUUGCUAUCAGCCACGUGGCCCAGAGCAACAAAGGAACUUGCAGAGUCGUGGCCAGCCACGUGAGCCUGAGCAACGAGUAAAAGAGGGGAGUCGCUCUCAUCUACCUGAGCAGGUACAACAAGGGGAUGCACAGUCCCGUUAUGUGCCCCUCGAGACUAGACCACAGGCACAUGAUGGAAGUCGCCGUCAGCUGCAGGAGCCCGAGAUACAGCAUUAUGAAGGGAAUUGCCAUCAGUCACAGAACCCAGGACAACAAGGGGACGUGAGAAGCCACUAUCGGCCACAUGAGCCAGCACAGCAAGUGCACAAGGGAAACCGCCAAGAGCUGCAUGAAUCUGAAACACAAAAGGGCGAGGGGAGCCAACGUCAACCUCGAGAGCCAAAAGAGCAAGUCUAUGAGGGAAGCCACCGUCCGACUCCCCUCUGUGACCCCGAACCACAAAGGGCCGUGCAGAACAGCGGUCAGUCACGGGACCCUACUCCACAACAGGAGGAGGUGAAUUGCCAUCAGCCACGUGAGCCUGAACCCAGGGGGGUUGCAGGAAACGUCCAUCAGCGCCAUGAGGUGUUGCCACCAAGGGAUGACCAAAGCCUCCUACCUCCAGAUCAGCCUGUGCCACAGCGGGGUGACAGCAGUGAUGACCCACAACCUGAGGUCAGACCUCAUGACCGAAGCCUCCCACAACCCCUGGAGCCUGAACAUCAAGGUAAUGAGAGGACCCAACGUCAAACACUUGAGCCUGAGCGCCGGGAGGCCGAGAAGAAUGGCCAACGGCCCUACGCUCCUGACCCGAAGAGGGACGAUGAGAUCUGUCAUCUGGUAUCUGCCAAGCAAAGGGAUGAUGGAGGAAGGCAGCCCCAGUCACGUGAAACCGAGCCACGAGGGGGCACAGGCACCCGCCUUCAACAACGUGAAUCCGAAGCCCAGGGCAACACGGCAACCUCCCGUAAUCCCCGGGAACCUGAAGCGCAAGGACCUGAGCGGGCUCGUCAGCCACGGUACCCUGAGUCACAAGGGGUCGAAAGCAGCCGUCAACCGCAGAAGGCUGCACCCCAAGAGGGUGAGAGGGACAACCAACUGCCCCAAAAAGCUGAACCCCAAGAUGGUGAGAGAAACAGGCCUCAGGCAGGUGAAGCUAAGCCAUCGAAGGAGGAGGCAAGCCAGCGUGAGCCACACAAUCCCAACUCAAUGGAUGACAACAGGAGCCGUGCAGCACCCACACCUCCACCCACUGGAGAUCCAGGCAGCCAGACUCAGCCACGGGAAGGAGAACCACGUGACGGGAGUCGCCACCAGAGCAACAGGCCUGAGGGUAGAGGGGAUGAGGGGAGCCAGCCCCGAGCCUAUGAGCCUGGAUGCAGAGCAGGAGCCACAGUACCAAGCCAGACGCCAGAGCGCGGGCUGCGAGAGGGCGAGGGAAGCCGGCAACAACCGUGGGCACUGGAAGCACCGGCAGAGGGAGGAAGCCGCCAGCAGCCACCCCAGGGAGAUGCAGCAAGCCAGCGCCAGCAGGAGAUUGCACCUGAACAGGCUGAAGGCAGCCACCAUCUGCCAAGAGAGCCUCUGGCACAGCUGCAAGAGGAAAGUCCCACUCGAGCAGCAGAGUCCCAAGAAGGGGAGCAGAGUCACCACCCUCCUGAACCCGUAGUCUCCCAGGAGAGGCUGGGGGACCCUAGUCUGGAUGAAGCCAAGGCCUCCCUGCCUUGCAGUCCACUCUAUGUGUAUCUCCUGGCGCAGAAGGCCGAGCAGCAGCUUUGCCCUGUGCCAGCACCUCAGGAACAACCAUAGGAGCUUGGAGGGCCAACAAGGCCAUGCCUACUUUGUUCGGGGCAGUUGACAGUUCUGCUCAUCUGCCUUUGCUUUAGUAUGCCCAGAUCCUUGCUACUGCACUUUUCUUAUUAGGUUUUGUAGGGUUUCUUCUGUCUAGCCUGCAUGAGCUUCUUACUAAGUCUAACAUGUCCAAGACAUGGGGCUAGAGUAUGCUUUGGCCAUGGGCGGCAUCUCCUGGGGUUUCACGCAGAUCUUGGGAUCCACAAGCUAACGAACGGGAUGGAGCGGGCUCGAUGGCUAUCCGCACGGGACAGAGAAGCAUUCCAGACUAAAGACUUGCCACCUCUCUACGUCACACUGACCCACCUUCCUGCCUAUCUACACUUGUGUCCGUCUGCAUCCAUCCACCCAUCCUGAACCCUCCUACACCACUAUCUUUUCUUUCUUUUUUUGGCCGCCAGUGUUCAUAUGGUGCUCAGGAGUGUGGUUCUGUGCUAGGCUGCUGCUUGAGUUGAGCCACACAAAAUCUUCAUCGAAAAGUCAAGCUGGCUGGAGGUCACACCUCAUCCAACCCCCUGCUCAAAGAAGAAUCAUUUCUAUCUAAACCCUCCCAUCUCGGUGUGUCUGUCAGUAAUUGCUGGGCCUUGAAGUCUGGAGGCAUUUAGGGUAAGAAGGAAGUAUUUGAUAGCUGUUAGCUCUACCCCCCGCAUCCCCAGUGGCUAAGCAGACUUAGCUCCCAUCUCCCCCAUGUCUUGAGGCAGACAAAUUAUGCUCUGGGGACCGUCUCUUAUUCCUGCUGCUCUAUUGCAUGAAAAUUCCCAAUAAAUAGCUGAUGAAUGA